Messenger RNA from Malassezia restricta, 3369 nucleotides. RefSeq names its product ubiquitin carboxyl-terminal hydrolase 7. Lineage: Eukaryota; Fungi; Basidiomycota; Malasseziomycetes; Malasseziales; Malasseziaceae. Gene Ontology annotation, cellular component: cytosol; nucleus. Bases 1 to 3369 code for a protein of 1122 amino acids. Gene Ontology annotation, molecular function: cysteine-type endopeptidase activity; cysteine-type deubiquitinase activity; protein binding. The transcript has a single exon. Gene Ontology annotation, biological process: protein deubiquitination; regulation of protein stability. The record is from RefSeq and is a predicted model, not a curated record.
AUGGACAGAAAAGACGCGACACCAGGGUUCGAAGACCCGCUCUCGACUGAGAGCAUGAUGGUGGAAAAGCCUGUCCAGCGUAUUAGUGUGAUGGAUCACCAUGCCUUCGCCGAGAAAUACUUGGCAGACCUAGGUCAGGAGGAGGCAGACUUUCAGGUGUGCCAUUGGCCGAUCCAGUCCUGGCAUGCUCUCGACAAGCGCAUUACGGGACCCGAGUUUGAGUGCGGUGGGCACCGGUGGCGGAUCCUGCUCUUCCCCUUCGGAAACUCGAAUGGUCAGCCUUAUGACAUGGUGUCUGUGUACCUUGACUACGCUGACAACAAGGACACGCCAGAAGGCUUUCACGCAUGCGCACAAUUUGCGCUAGUGAUCUCGAAUCCCAACGAUCCCACUCUCUUCUCCACGAGUCAAGCUCACCAUCGCUUCACGACGGAGGAAAUGGACUGGGGAUUCACCCGCUUUAACGAGUUCCGCAAGCUGGCUGUCCCCCUCGACAAGCGCACACGACCGAUCAUCGAAGACGACCAAGCUGUCGUUUCAGCCUUCGUACGCGUCCUCAAGGAUCCCACGGGUGUGCUGUGGCACAACUUUAUCAAUUACGACUCGAAGAAGGAGACGGGCUACGUGGGUAUGAAGAAUCAGGGCGCCACAUGCUACAUGAAUUCGCUGCUCCAAUCCCUCUUUUUUACCAACUAUUUCCGCCGUGCUGUGUAUCAGAUCCCAACAGAGAAUGACAUUCCCACAGACAGCGUGGCCUAUGCGCUCCAGCGCGUGUUUUAUCAGCUUCAGACGAGUCAUCAGCCGGUGGGAACGACCGAGCUGACGAAAUCCUUCGGCUGGAAGUCCCUCGACUCGUUCCUACAGCACGAUGUCCAGGAGUUCAAUCGUGUGCUCCAGGAAAAGCUGGAGAUCAAAAUGAAGGGCACGGCGGCCGACGGUGCUAUUAACCGCCUGUUUGUCGGUAAGAUGAAGAGCUUCCUGCGCUGCGUCAACGUGCAGUACGAGUCGGCUCGUUCGGAAGAUUUCUACGAUAUUCAGCUCAACGUAAAGGGCAUGCUCAACCUGGAGCAGUCAUUCUGGAAUUAUAUUCAGACCGAGAUGCUAGAAGGCGAUAACAAAUACCACGCGGAAGGCUAUGGUCUCCAAGAUGCCGAGAAGGGCGUGGUGUUUGAGAAGUUUCCGCCUGUCUUGCAUCUCCAGCUCAAGCGCUUCGAGUACGACUUGGAGAAAGACAUGAUGGUCAAAAUCAAUGACCGCCACGAAUUUCCCUUGUCAAUUGACCUCAAGCCGUUUUUGAUCCAAGAAGCCCAACACGAGCCUUGGGUAUACAAACUGCAUGGCGUGCUUGUUCACUCGGGCGACUUGCACGGUGGUCAUUACUUUGCCUUGAUCAAACCUGAGCCCGACAGCAACUGGUUCAAAUUUGACGACGAUCGCGUCACACCCGCCACGCUCAAGGAGGUGUUGGAAGACAACUUUGGUGGUGAGAUGGUGCCGCCCGGCGGUAUAAACCGCCAUCCCAGCGCCACGGCGCCCAUUCGUGCGAUGAAGCGCUUCACGAAUGCUUACAUGCUUGUGUACGUGCGCGAGUCCUUGAUGGACGAGGUGCUGAAGCCCAUCGGGCCAGCCGAUGUGCCUGACUACCUCAGUGAGCGCAUCGAAGACGAGCGCAUACAGAUGGAGAUCCGUCGCCGCGAGCGCGAAGAGCAGCACCUGUAUCUGACCACCAAGAUUGUCACAGAGGACCUAUUCCGCACCCACCAGGGCUUUGAUCUGGCCACGUUUGACGACCGCAUAGGGUGCCCAACGGACUUGCCGACGUUCCGAGUCCUCAAGAACGAACCGUUUGUGAGCUUCAAGGCGCGACUGGCGAACCACUUUGAGCUGCCUGAGCAGUUAGUGCGGCUGUGGGUCCUGGUCAACCGCCAGAACAAGACGGUGCGUCCUGAUGCCAUUGUACCUGAAAACGAUCCGAGUCUCACGCUGGAAGUGGUCCGGGAUCGCAUGGCAUCUCGUCAGAACGACUUGCGCUUCUUUAUGGAAGUCUUGGAUCCCAACAGUCUGGCCAUGGCACACUUGGAUCCUGCGACUCGGAACGAUGCCAUUAUGAUUUUUCUCAAGUACUUUGACACGUCGCGGCAGAGCCUGCUGGGUGUCUCGCGCAUGUACGUGCAGCGACACAUGAAGGUGAGCGACUUGGUGCCUACUAUCAACGAGCUUAUGCGCUGGCCGCCAGCGACACAGGUCAAGAUGUUUGAAGAGAUCAAGCCCGGGAUGAUUGAGCAGCUCAAGUUUAAGGCUACCUUUGCGCAGAGUGAGAUUCAGGACGGUGACAUUAUCUGCUUCCAGAUCGAGCUGUCUGAAAAAGAUGCGAACGACUAUGAGAUGCAGCAACUGUACUCCAAUCCCGUACAGUUUUACGAUUUUCUGCAGAAUCAAGUUCGUCUGCUGAUCAAGCCUCGCAACGAAGAUGCCGUCGGCCAGCCCGAGGUGGAACUUACCUUGAAUAAGAAAAUGACGUAUGACAUGCUCGCCACCAAGGUCGCAGAGCGUCUAGAGCAGGACCCACUUAUGCUGCGCUUCACCGUGGCGAAUGGUCCGAAUGGUACUCCCAAGACGGUGCUCAAGCGCUCGGCCAACCAAACUAUCAACGAAAUCAUCCAAACGAGCUAUCUGCAGGGACCAGCGAGUUUGCUCUAUUACGAGAUUUUGGAUGUGAGCAUCAUCGAGCUGGAGACCAAGCGUUCGCUCAGCGUGUCGUGGAUGGGCGCACACAACAAAGAAGACCCGCAUCUCUACACAUUCUUGCUCCCCAAGACGGCUACUGUGCAUGAACUGGCAGAUCAGCUAGCCAAGCAAGUCAGCCUUCGACCGGAUGGCACACACAAGAUCCGGGUAUUUGUGUCGGCUGCUUUGGGCCGCUUACAACGCGAACUGCACAUGUUUGACAGUAUCAACAGCAUCCCAGAGGGCACAGAGCUGUUUGCCGAGGAAAUCUGGCCGGAGGAGCUGGCUUUGGGCGAGGACGCGAAAUUGGUCCACAUGUGCCAUUUCUUCCGAGAUGUGGCGCGUGUCCACAGCGUGCCGCUCCGUUUCGUCCUACUGCGCAACGAGCGCUUUGCGGACACGGCCAAGCGCAUCCAGGUGCGUCUUGAUGUGCCGGACAAGGAGUUUGCCAAGUUCCGCUUUGCCCUCAUUCAAACGAGCCAAUACAAGCAGCCCACCUACUUGGAAGAUGACGACGUGGUGUUCGACCACAAGUUUCUGCCAGACGACGUCAUUGGCAUAGACCACAUGGAUCGAAGUGGACGCGCCAGCCGGCUCCAUGGCCUGCAUCCACAAGACCGCGGGAUCCAAAUUCGCAGUUGA